This is a messenger RNA of Eucalyptus grandis, 1552 nucleotides long. RefSeq lists its product as uncharacterized. The transcript has a single exon. Lineage: Eukaryota; Viridiplantae; Streptophyta; Magnoliopsida; Myrtales; Myrtaceae. The coding region runs from base 337 to 1251 and encodes 304 amino acids. The record is from RefSeq and is a predicted model, not a curated record.
CUCCGACUCGGACCGCGCAUUACUGGGGAGGGGGGGAUGCGCAGGAGAGGCAAAUCUCAAAUCUCCUCGUCCCUGUUCGGGCGCUGUCGGAGAGUGUCGUGUUCGCAAGACAUAAAAGAGUUUUCGACCUGCGACGAUCGCCAUCGUCGUAUCAUCGCCGAAUGUCAACAUCGCCUCUCCAACUCCCCAACUCCGACUCCCGACUCCACUGUCACGUCGCGUCCAAUCUGAACUAAACCCAUCAUCCCAUCCAUCAUCAUCAUCAUCAUCAUCAAGAACCUCGAACCUCCAGAUCGAUCACUUCCCUCCGAUCGAUCCGUCCACGACCCGAUUCGAAUGGCGGCCUUCCUGUACCACGUCUUCUCCUCCUCCUCCCUCCUCUCCCUCGGCCUCUACCACUCCAUCUCCGCCACCCGGAGCCACCUGAAAUCCCCCUCCACCUACGCCGCCCGGCCUCACCACCCGCUCCCGCCGUCCGCCCACCCCCGCCUCCGCCCCCUCCAGCUCUACCUGGCCUCCCUCUGCCUCCUCGUCGCCUUCUGCCACCAGGCCCUCUCCGCCUCCGACGCCGACCCCCUCCUCAAGGGCUCCACCCCCGUCCACCGCUUCUCCUCCCUCCAGUCUGCCGCCGUCCUCCUCCUCUUCCUCCUCCUCUCCCUCUCCCUCCUCCUCUCCGACCUCCUCCCCCUCCCUCCUCCCCUCCCCCACGACCUCUCCUUCGCCCUCGCCUCUGCCGCCUUCUUCCUCCAGUCCUCCUCCUCCUCCGCCGCCGCCUCCGUCCAGAACUCCGACCUCCAGGCCAAGUGCGACUCCGUCUCCGCCCUCGUCUCCGCCCUCUCCUCCCUCCUCUGCCUCGCCCUCGCCUGCUCCCCGCGCCUCUUCGUCGCCGACGUCGCCCUCGGGGCCUCCUUCUGCCUCCAGGGCCUCUGGUCCCUGCAGACGGGGCUCUCCCUCUACGUCGACGCCUUCAUCCCCGAAGGGUGUCACAAGCUGCUCGAUGUGGUCAAUGGGGUGGAGGGAUCUACCAAGUGCGAUUUGGAGGAGUCGAGGUUGAGGGCCGUCGCCAUUCUUGAUCUGGUGUUUGUGGUCCACGUCAUGUUCGUGGUGGUCAUCGUGUUGGUCGUUUACGCUGCCGUGGCUAAGAGCGUAGGCGUGAGGAGGAUGGGGUCUUACGAAGCGUUGCCUACGACUGGGGAUCGAGAUGCGAAUAACCAUAUUCAGAUGAAGGCUUUGUCCGGCACGCAGGCUUGACUCGAUCUCCUUUUUUUCUCUUUUUACUCUUAGCAUUGUUGGGUAUGAGUGACGAGCUGAAAUGGAAUUCGACGAAUCCUUUUCUUUCGCUUGAGAUUUUGGAAAAACACUGUAACCCUCUUAGAGUUAGAGGAGGGUUUCUCUUGUACACAAACUUGGCUUUUUAUCUCGAGCCGUAGCUAUGGUACUGGCAGUUGAUUUUUGGUCUCUGUUACUGUCUGUCAUCACUACGGUGCUUUGUGACCGAUCCACUUGGCGAUCAUGGUGGAAAUUAUCUGCUCGUUCUAAGAUUUGUUGUAAA